CAGAGCGUCGCUGCCCUGUAGACGCCCGUAGAGCGUGAGAGCCCUUGGAACACUGCUCAUCGCAGCCGAGGUGACCGUGAGUCGCCGAUCAGGGCCCCAGUGCCGACCAUACCGCCCAUCCAGCCUUUCUGCCAAGCACCGCGCCCAAGGGCUUGAGGCGCCGGCACUAUGGCGAACCACUUGGCGAGCAUCUUCGGUACCGAGAAGGAUCGCGUCAACUGCCCCUUCUACUUCAAGAUUGGAGCAUGCCGCCACGGAGACCGCUGCUCGCGGCUGCACAACCGCCCCACCAUCAGCCCCACCAUCCUGCUGCAAAACAUGUACCAGAACCCCAUCCUGAACGCGCCGCUGGGCCCCGACGGCCUGCCCAUGCCGGUGGACCCCAAGAAGGUGCAAGAGUUCUUCGAGGACUUCUACGAGGACAUCUUCCUGGAGCUGGCCAAGUUUGGGGAGGUGGAGUACCUCAACGUGUGCGACAACCUGGCUGACCACAUGGUGGGCAACGUGUACGUCAAGUUCAGGGACGAGGAGGAGGCCGCGCGCGCGCUGCAGGGCAUGCAGGGGCGCUACUACGCGGGCAAGCCCAUUGUGGUGGAGUUCUCGCCCGUCACCGACUUCCGGGAGGCCACGUGCCGGCAGUAUGAGGAGAACAACUGCUCCCGGGGCGGCUACUGCAACUUCAUGCACGUGCGCCCCGUGUCCCGCGAGCUGCGCAAGCAGCUGUUUGGCCGCUACAAGGGAGGCACAGGUGGCAGCACCAAGUUCCACGACGGCUCAUACUCCAAGCCAGGCAUGGGCGGCGGCGGUGGCGGGUACGGUGGCCGCGGCGGCGGCGGGGGCCGCUACGGCGACCGCGGCGGUUACGGAGGCGGCGGCGGGUAUGGCGGCGGCGACCGCGGGCGGGAUCGUUACGGUGGCGGCGGCGGUGGCGGCUACGGCCGCCAGCAGCGCGAGAACUCGGCGGAACGCCGUGCCCGCAUCGCUAAGUGGAACCAGGAGAUGGGAGGCCAGGCGGGCGGUGGCGGCGGCGGCGGCGGCGACGGCGGCUAUGGCGCCCCCGCGGCAGCGCCUGCGGCCCCCGCCUAUCCAGGCUACGGCGGCGCCUCGACCGCGGCCGCCCAGCCGCCUGCGCCUGCCGCAAACUACGGCCAGCCGGCUGACGCAGCAGCAGCAGCCAACCCGUACCAGGCGUACCAGCAGUAUGGGCAGCAGCCGGCGCAGCAGCAGGCGCCGCCGCAGCAGCCCGCGUAUGGCGGCAUGGCGAUGCCGUCAGCACCGCCAUCUCACGGCGUCACUGGCUCCAACACCAUCCCCAUCGCCAACAUGCGCCAGUUCCCCGCCUACCCGCAGCAGUGA
This is a messenger RNA of Chlorella variabilis, 1356 nucleotides long. RefSeq lists its product as hypothetical. Gene Ontology annotation, biological process: mRNA splicing, via spliceosome. The transcript has 7 exons. Gene Ontology annotation, molecular function: metal ion binding; pre-mRNA 3'-splice site binding. Gene Ontology annotation, cellular component: U2AF complex; spliceosomal complex. The record is from RefSeq and is a predicted model, not a curated record. The coding region runs from base 169 to 1356 and encodes 395 amino acids. Lineage: Eukaryota; Viridiplantae; Chlorophyta; Trebouxiophyceae; Chlorellales; Chlorellaceae.